This is a messenger RNA of Cannabis sativa, 1604 nucleotides long. RefSeq names its product homocysteine S-methyltransferase 2. Bases 125 to 1315 code for a protein of 396 amino acids. The transcript is spliced from 6 exons. Gene Ontology annotation, molecular function: zinc ion binding; S-adenosylmethionine-homocysteine S-methyltransferase activity. The record is from RefSeq and is a predicted model, not a curated record. Lineage: Eukaryota; Viridiplantae; Streptophyta; Magnoliopsida; Rosales; Cannabaceae. Gene Ontology annotation, biological process: S-methylmethionine cycle.
AGAAAUUAAAUGCAGGCUAGGACAAACCAGACCAGGCCAGCUAGCCUCUCUUCUCUCUUUCGUAUAAGAUUUCAUCAAACUGAGUUGCUCAGAUCGUUAGUGUAACAACUAACAAGUGUCUCCAAUGGAUACAUCUCUUAUGACGGAGUUUCUCAGGAAGUCCGGUGGUGCCGCCGUUAUCGACGGCGGACUCGCCACAGAGCUCGAACGCCAUGGCGCGGACCUCAACGAUCCUCUAUGGAGCGCCAAAUGCCUUCUCACUUCUCCUCACCUUAUUCGCGGGGUUCACAUUGAUUAUCUUGAAGCUGGGGCAGAUAUUAUAAUUACAGCAUCUUAUCAGGCCACAAUUCAGGGGUUUGUAGCCAGGGGCUAUACAAAGGAAGAAGGCGAAACCCUGCUCAAGAGAAGUGUUGAAAUUGCUCUUGAGGCUCGAGAUAUUUAUAAGUCAAGGUGUGAAAGCACUCCUAGUGAUAUUGUAGACCGUAUAGUUCUCAAGCAUCGGCCAAUCUUAGUUGCAGCAUCUGUUGGAAGCUAUGGUGCUUACUUGGCUGAUGGGUCUGAGUACAGUGGAAAUUAUGGUGAUGCUAUUACGCUAAAAUUUCUGAAAGAUUUUCAUCGAAGGAGGGUCCAAGUCUUAGCUGUAGCAUGUCCUGACCUGAUUGCUUUUGAAACAAUUCCAAAUAAAUUAGAAGCUCAGGCUUUUGCUGAACUCAUGGAGGAAGAAAGCAUAAAUAUUCCUGCAUGGUUUUCCUUCAACUCCAAAGAUGGUGUCAAUGUGGUUAGUGGUGAUUCAUUUGUAGAAUGUGCUACAAUUGCUGAAUCAUGCAGGAAAGUUGUUGCUAUUGGAAUCAACUGUACUCCUCCAAGAUUUAUUCACGGACUGAUAUCAUCUAUUAGUAAGGUGACUACAAAGCCAAUACUUGUAUAUCCAAAUAGCGGUGAAAGUUAUGACCCAGUUAUAAAGCAGUGGGUGGUAAGUUCAUUUCCUCUGGUUGCACGGUCACUACAUCGAACAUUAUAUAUUGUUUCGCUAAAAAUUUUUUCACAUAAAGUUGGGCACCAACAAAGCCAAGGACUAAGUAUUUCCUUUGCAAAACCAAUCAGUAAAAAUAGCUUGAUUGUUCUAUUGCAGCAAAAUACAGGAGUUUCCAAUGAUGAUUUUGUUUCAUAUGUAAACAAAUGGAUCGAUGUAGGAGCUUCUCUUGUGGGAGGUUGUUGCAGAACAACUCCAGAGACUAUCCGGGGGAUCUACCGAUCUUUUUCUAAUAAACGAGGGCUUAGCCUGAGCGACACCAUUCUAACUUUAAAUAAGUAGAAGAGAGCAGCAAGGACUUUGUGCUGGAAACAAAGCUGUUGAGAAGCCAAAAAUGUCCUGUUUGGGUUGGAAACUUGGAAGUUGUGGCAAGAAACAUGAUAGGAGAAGCUGAGGUUUUAAUGAAUCUGCCAAAAGCUACAUAAAGGCACACCAACUUGUAUCAAAUUUUGUUUACUUUCUAUGCUUUUAUAUUACUGUUGUAACCAAUAAUCUCAAGUGACUAAAUUUUCUUUUGUAGUUAUAUCAUCAUAUGACUAUAAUUUAUCAGGAUUCAUAACUUUACGUGGUU